Messenger RNA from Cylicocyclus nassatus, 459 nucleotides. The record is from the annotation of a GenBank genome assembly. Lineage: Eukaryota; Metazoa; Nematoda; Chromadorea; Rhabditida; Strongylidae.
AUGAACGCAGCCUUAGCUGAGGAUUCACGGAUAAUCUCCCUUAAUGUUUUUCAUUGGGAUGAAAAGAGGCCGGGUCAUGCUCUUCGUCGCUAUCUACUCAACAAAGUCGCUAAGGGGGUUCUGUACUUACUCGAUCGUCUGAACGAGGAGCUAGUGCAAAAUCGCGUGCAGCUGUUGGGACGUCAUAGCAGAUCCGAUGUGCUCGAACUAACUUAUUGCCAAAAGGCUUUUGUCCCAAGAAAAACGGCUACUACGCUUGUCUCGCAGAUCGAUGGCAACUACACUCAAUGCCAGAGUACAUAUUCGAGUUUUGAUGAAACCUUGGACAAGCCUGAUACCGCAGAUGCUGACGACGAUGACGAUCGCGAUCCGGCAGAAAUUGAGGCGAAGUUAUCAAAACUUCGACUCACUGGGAUGAAGAAGAGGCCGGAUCAUUCUCUCCGUCGCUGUGAGAGUUAG